GGAUGUGUGAUUCAAAUGUCCUACGAUUUCUCCUUCUCUGUGGAAAACUUAAACGAACUGUUCGAGCUGGUUGGACACGUUACAACAUAAACUCGCCUGAAAGUGUUUCUGAUCAUAUGUACCGAAUGGCAUUGAUGGCUACUGUAAUCCCAACAAAUGAACGUGGAAAUUUAAACACAGAUCGAUUAAUAAAAAUGGCAAUUGUACAUGAUUUAGCCGAAUGUAUCGUGGGAGAUAUUACACCACAUUGUGGAGUAUCGAAAGAAGAAAAACUGUCCAGAGAAAAAGACGCUAUGAAACAAUUAUGUGAACUUAUUUCAGAAGAGAACAGCACAGAAAUUAUGAGUUUAUGGAAUGAAUAUACUGAUCAGAAAACACCAGAGGCUAUUAUUUGUAAAGAUUUUGAUAAAUUUGAGAUGCUCUUGCAGGCUUAUGAAUAUGAACACGAAACACUUGAACCAGGAAAAUUAGAAUCAUUUUUCGAAAGUACUCUAGGUAAAUAAUAUUUUCACUAUUGGGAUUUUCUUUUUCCUUCAAAUGUGAUUAAUUUUUAAAGGAACAUUUAGCACAAGUUUGGGUCAAAAGUGGGUCAAAGAGCUGUGUUCAUUGCGGAAAAAUUUAUUUCUUCAGUGUGAAUCUGGUGAUAAUUAAAAGUGGCUAGCAAGUGCUUCAAUUUUUACAAGACUUUUGGAUAUUACUCUUUUUCUAUGCAUUUAAAUAAUCCUUUGUAGUUCACUGAUUAAAUUUUUACAAAUCAUGUAUAUUUCUUUUGAUUUUAAUAAGUCAUUUGUACUGAAGUUUGUCGCCAUAUGUUAUGGGAAUCAAACGGUUUAUUAUUACCCGAUGAAUGACAUUAUAGUAUCUUUAUUUUGUAUUUUGUGAAACUCAUCUUUAAAAUUUGACUCAUUAUACAUUUUUAUUGUUUUUAUGGAGUAUAGACG
Molecule: messenger RNA, 941 nt
Organism: Schistosoma spindalis
Lineage: Eukaryota; Metazoa; Platyhelminthes; Trematoda; Strigeidida; Schistosomatidae
Source: the annotation of a GenBank genome assembly